Trichoderma breve is the source of this 1950-nucleotide messenger RNA. RefSeq names its product centromere kinetochore component CENP-T histone fold domain-containing protein. Gene Ontology annotation, molecular function: DNA binding; protein heterodimerization activity. The coding region runs from base 1 to 1950 and encodes 649 amino acids. The record is from RefSeq and is a predicted model, not a curated record. Gene Ontology annotation, cellular component: kinetochore. NCBI's taxonomy places the organism in Eukaryota, Fungi, Ascomycota, Sordariomycetes, Hypocreales, Hypocreaceae. The transcript has 3 exons. Gene Ontology annotation, biological process: chromosome segregation; kinetochore assembly; mitotic cell cycle.
AUGUCGCUGGAUCUGGAAUUUGAACCUGACCAUUACUUCUUCGACUUUCAUCCUGAAGGUCCUACUUUCAACUACUAUCGCCGUCAGUUUCUCGACUUUCAAGAUAGAUUCAGACCACCAGACGACCCCGCGCGCGAACUCUCGCCUGAAGACUCAGAGCCUUCGCCUUAUCCCUCCCCUAUCCCUUCACCCUCUCCCCCCUCAAGCAUUGCUACCAUGGAUCUCGAGAUGUUGGACCUGGGCAGAAGCAACGACGAUGUGCCCGUCCACACGCCUCGUCGUCGUACCAGGAGUGUUGAGCCCUCGACCACUCGCCUGUCCAUUCACACGCCAUCAAAUCGCUUCUUCCAGAACCCUCACUAUCCUCACUCGGCCAUUAACACGCCAGCCGCCCCAACUCCCCAUGCCGUGGCUGCUCGUCGAGCACUUGACCAGCGUCGCAUUGCCAUGUUCACCCCAGGCCGCACUCGUCGCCAGAGCUUCAGAGAGCAGAGAGAGACGCCAAUGUCCAUCCUGCGCCAUCUUGGCCGCGCCCUGGCUCCGACCAGCCAUGUGAUUGCCUCCUCAUCCUCCCCGGACAAGCCCUCUCCUAAUGGCAGCGGCAAUGGGGGUUCCAGCGGCAGUCGCAGGCGCGCAUCUCGACGAGCUGAUGAUGACGACGACGAGCUGCCAAUUGAUAGGCCUCGCCUGUCUCUGCCCCUUGAUGAGGGCUCCUCGGACGACUUGCAGCCUCCACAGUCGUCCAUACUCGAUGACGGAAACGUGACUGUUCAAUCUGUUGAGCUGCCUCGUCGAGCCACCAGCGAGGGCCCCCCAAGGCGCAGCUUUGGCUUCUUUCCGGGGUCUAACGACGACAUCAUGUGGGAUGAUAUUUACGGGGAGCAUAUGGGGUCGGAUCCCUUUGGUAGAUCAAUUGAGAUUGCCCCGCCGGCUCCUCUGGAUCCUGAGAUUGCAGAUUUACGCGACUUCAGCCUUGACAUGCCCUCUGGCCUGAGUGACAAUGAUCAGACCACCUUUUAUAUGAGGUCUCCCGUCAUUGAUGACGUCCAAACUGUCCUCAAUGCUCCCAACCCCGUUGAGGAUGACAUUGAGCUCAUGAACGAAAAGAGACAGGCAGAAAUCGAGGCAGAAGCCGAGACGGAAAUCGAGGCAUCGGCGUCGGCAGAGGAGUCGGCAGAAGCGUCAGCAGAAGCAUCGGCGGAAGCGGACAUGACGGCAGUGCAGCAAGCCGACGACGAGUUCCCCGAUUAUGGCGACUUUGCGUCCGUGUCCAGCCUGGGAGACGCUGAAAUGGAGGCCAUCACCAAGAUUGACUAUGAGACGUUUGGGCAAGAGCCUGAGAAACCCAAUGACGACAUCAUCGGAUACCCCCAAGGUCGGCCCAAGAAAAAGAAAGCCAAGACCUCCAAGACCUCCAAGACCAGGAUCUCCAAGCACAACAUUGAGUAUCCGCAGCUACCGCCCGCCUUUGUUAGGCAGGUUACCCAGGCGGCCAUACAGACGACGGGGUUGAUCAACCAAAGAAUCCCGGCCGACACCCUUGGCGCCUUGACACAGGCUUCGGAUUGGUAUUUUCAGCAACUCGGAGACGAUCUAGGUGCUUACGCCAAUCACGCCGGUCGAAGAACCAUUGAAGAGCGUGAUGUCAUUACCUUGAUGAAUAGACAACGCCUUCUUAACCCAGGACUCUCUCUCUUUAACCUCGCCAACCGCCAUCUUCCGCGCGAGCUCCAGCAGAUGCUGAGGUGUGCUAUUCCAGUAGCCCAUCCUGGCAUGUAUGCCACCCAUGCCACCCAUGCCGCGUACGUGCCCCAUGGAGAUGGCGGCGCGAAGCGGAAGAGAGAGGAAGAAGAGUAUGAUGAAGAUGAUGACGAUGAGGAAGAGGAGCUGGUCUUUCCAGAGGAUGAGGACGAAGAGGAAGAAGACGAAGAAGAAUACGAAGAGCAAUAG